AAGCUGUUUACCCUCUCAACUCCAGAUCCAUUGAUGUCUAUAGGGGUUAACCUGUCUCCAUUCCUCCUGUAGUCCACAACCAUUGAGGGAAAGGUUGUUUUCUUGACACCACUGUGUCAGGGUGAUGACUUCUUCUCUGUGGGCUGCCUCAUUAUUAUCUGAGAUUAGGGGUUGUAGUGACGUCAGCAAAUUUAAUUAGCAGAUUGGAGUUGUGUGUGGCAACACAGUUAUUGGUAUACCGAGAGUAGAGGAGGGGGCUUAGUACACAGCCCUGAGGGGUACCUGGGUCAGAAGGGCAGAGGUGAGGGAGCCCACUCUUACCACCUGCCGGCAUCUGAUAGGAAGUCCAGGACACAAGGCAGGGUGGUCUCUGAGCUGUAUCGUCCCUGGGUGGGCUCGAACCAUCAACCUUUCGGUGAACAGCCGAACACGCUGACUGCGAUAUUGCGCACGUUAUAAACCUGAAAUACCUCGCUGGGAUUUUCUGCACUAGUAGCCCAGAUGUUAAUAAUUCGCGGUGAGGACCACUUUUUUAGAGGACGAGUCUGGCGGCCCCUUGCAACGGGAGAGCCAAUGAAGUGGGGCGGUCGAGGCACCGCUAAAUCCCGCCCAGCUCGCCAUGUUAGCAUUCUUGUUCCGCCCCUGCGGGGUUGUUUCGCUGCAGCUUCUUCAUCGGAUCAUGUCCAGCGGUGCCAUGUCGGCGCGGCCUCGAACCGUCCUGGGGACCAUGGAGUUCGGGCGCCGUGCGGACCCCGAGCAGAGCGCGCUCAUACUGAAGGCGUUCUUGGAGCGCGGCCAUGACGAGCUGGACGGAGCCUUUAUGUACACGGAGGGGCGCUCGGAGCAGAUCAUUGGCAGCUUGGACCUUGCUCAGAGAGUGAAGAUUGCGACUAAAGUAAACCCAUGGGAGGGGAAGACGCUGAAAGCAGAGAGUGUCCGAUAUCAGUUCAACACGUCGCUGGAGCGCCUUCAAAGGAAGAGUGUUGAGAUCCUCUACCUCCAUGCUCCUGAUCAUGUGACAUCAAUUGAGGAAACGUUGGCUGCUUGUCAAGAGCUUUACCAGCAGGGCAAAUUUAAAGAACUUGGCCUCUCAAACUAUGCUUCAUGGGAAGUGGCAGAAAUCUAUUCAAUCUGUAAACAUAACAACUGGGUCCUUCCUACCGUCUAUCAGGGAAUGUAUAAUGCCACUACCCGGCAAGUUGAAGUAGAGCUGUUACCCUGUCUCCGUCAUUUUGGAAUGAGAUUUUAUGCUUACAACCCGCUAGCAGGUGGAUUACUAACUGGGAAAUACAAAUUUGAGGACCAAAAUGAGAAACAGCCCACCGGUCGCUUCUUCGGUAAUGCCUGGGCUGAAGCAUAUAGAAACAGGUACUGGAAGGAGCAUAAUUUUCGGGGCAUAGAUUUGGUGAAGAAAGCAAUAGAUAAAACUUAUGGGUGUGGGAAAACAAGCCUGGUAUCAGCAGCUUUAAGGUGGAUGUAUCAUCAUUCCAAUCUUCAGGGAGACCUUGGUGAUGCAGUUAUUGUUGGAAUAUCGACAAUGGAACAGCUUCAGCAAAACUUGUUUGCCACUGAGGAAGGACCCCUUGAUUCAACAGUGGUUGAAGCCUUCAAUGAAGCUUGGAAGCUCGUAGCACACGAUUGCCCAAAUUAUUUUCGAUAAAUCAGACUUCUCCAGUAGCUCUUACACUAUACAUGGGGCUGAAUCUACAAGCUGAAAGUUAUGAGAUUACUUACCUAGGUUUUAAUUUGGAAGGUGACUGGUGAACCCCUCAGUGCUGCAAGCUAGAAUUCCCCAGCCCUCACAGUUGCAGGAGGCCCUGAUUGGUGAUAAAUCAGUCCCAGCAUACCAGAACCACUGAGUGACAGACAGCCUCCGAGGGAGACUGGGGAAAGAAUAGUUUCUGGCAUUGUCAGGGUAUCCAGGGAUGGUGGUAGUGCUGAGUGAAUUUUGUGCACAUUAUAUGCCCAUAGUAUUCUUUAUGAAAAAUACUUGCCUAGAUUUUUGGUAAGGACGAUCUCCUUAAUAUUUUUAAUUUUGUCAUAUUUCUAUUUCCAGCUGACAGCAUGGAAAUCAUGAUUAUUUUUUGUCAAAAGAGAUCAUACCAUUGAUGCAGGCAAAAGUGCUGAGUCAGGUGGCAUCCCUUACUUAUUUAUGAAUGUAUAAUCUGCCAGUCAUCUUACUAAGCCUGAGUUGUAACAUAGCAGAGCAGAUAAUUUGGCCACUAAUUCAAUUAGGGAAGAAAAGGUCAAAUAUAUAAUCCAGUAUAGGGAAUUGCUUCCAGAGGCUAACUGUAGGUUACGUCACAUGAAUAGGGGUGAAAUGCAGCAGGAAAUUGAUGUUCAGCUAUCUUGACAUUCAGCAAACUUGCUGGAUGUCACAGCACUGCUUUGAAAAAUGGAUGACUGAAUGGUAACAACCUGAGUUCCAGCAUUUUGUAUGCUGGUUUCCAGCUUUUGCAGUCUCUCCUGUGUCUACAUGUAGAGUCAAAAUUAUUAGGAACACAAAGUUA
Mobula hypostoma (lesser devil ray) is the source of this 2510-nucleotide messenger RNA. RefSeq names its product aldo-keto reductase family 7, member A3 (aflatoxin aldehyde reductase) (gene akr7a3). NCBI's taxonomy places the organism in Eukaryota, Metazoa, Chordata, Chondrichthyes, Myliobatiformes, Myliobatidae. The record is from RefSeq and is a predicted model, not a curated record. Bases 620 to 1660 code for a protein of 346 amino acids. The transcript is spliced from 7 exons.